UCAACUCGGAUUGUAUUCAACAUGAAUUUUGCCAUUUUCUUGUUUGUUUUGCCUUUUUGCGGCUUGACUUUGGCCCAGAAAUCAAACGAUGCCAUUGUCGUGGAGAAAAUAACUGAAAGACAAACAUGCUAUCCUGACAUGUGUGAGAUCCUGAAAGAGUUUGGUGCCAUGACAGAAAAAAUGAGAGCUAUGGAAACCAGACUGAAGGAGAGUGAAACCAGACUGAAGGACAGUGAAACCCAGAUUCUUGAACUGAAGAACCAAGAUUUUGGUGCCAUGACAGAAAAGAUGAGAGCCAUGGAAACCAGGCUGAAGGACAGUGAAACCAGGCUGACGGAGAGUGAAACCAGGCUGACGGAGUGUGAAACCCAGAUUCUUGAACUGAGGAACAAAGAAAGAACUAAGGUGGCGUUCAGUGCAGCAAUUGGAGGAGAAAGUAGAGCCAUUGGCCCCUUCACCACGGACAAAACUUUAAUCUACAAAAGAGAAAUAACAAACAUUGGUAGUGCCUACAGUACAUUCUCAGGUAUCUUCACUGCACCCAUUGCAGGCGUUUACUACUUCACCUUCUCUUAUCAUGCUGGAGGUAAUAACCUAGUACACCUAAAUCUCUACAAGAACAACCAGGUUCUCGUGACGGCCUUUGACCAUCAGACAGUGUACGACAACGCCGACAACGGAGGCAACGCAGUGUUUGUGCAGCUGCAGCAAGGGGACCAGGUGUUUGUGCGCUUAGUUGCUAAUACACAUAUUUGGGGAAACGAUGCGCUCUCCACCUUCAGCGGUUGCUUGGUUGUUGAAUGAUUGUAGAAAAAUAUGAAAGGAUAAAAAGCAGAAUCGCCUAAUAUAACCUGCAUUGUAUGUCACUCAGGUGUUAUAUAACCAUUCUUCUGUAAUUGACAUUCACACAUAUUUCUUGUGUAAUUGGACCACUCAGCUCAUAUCAUUGAAUUCAAAUAAACACCCCUUUUCAACUUGAA
This is a messenger RNA of Pseudoliparis swirei, 980 nucleotides long. Its product is annotated as caprin-2-like. The record is from RefSeq and is a predicted model, not a curated record. Lineage: Eukaryota; Metazoa; Chordata; Actinopteri; Perciformes; Liparidae. The transcript is spliced from 4 exons. Bases 22 to 804 code for a protein of 260 amino acids. Gene Ontology annotation, molecular function: nucleotide binding; protein binding.